GGUCGGGAGACCACGUCGAAGGUUAUUCUAACUAUAGUUUGGUUGGAGCACGGUAGGGUUUGGUUUGGUAGGAGUGGAGAAACAACGAGGGCAUCCUCCAUCUUCAACCUUCUACCUUUGACCUCUAUUCGCCUCGAUUCCACCUCCUAAUGGAUCCAUUGUUGCUUUUGUAAUUGGAUCUGAGAUGCAGACGCAACGGAUUGCCGAGAUCCCACACGCGGGCGCGGACAAGCGCCCGCGGAAGAGGCAGAGGCUUGGUUGGGAUGUUCCGCCUCCGAUUCCACCUCCCCAGAUUUCUCUGUCAUUCUACUGUGGGAAGGAAGCUAUGCACACGGCUACUACUAAUCAGUUCUGGCAAUCUUUCUACCAUACUGGAGUUCCUCGAUAUGUAUCUCCGCCUUGGAGGGGAGACGACAAAGAUGGCCAUUAUAUUUUCAGUGUCGGCGAGAAUUUGACACCCAGAUACAGGAUACUAAGCAAAAUGGGUGAAGGAACAUUUGGACAAGUUCUUGAAUGUUUGGACUUGGAAAAUCAAGAACAAGUUGCUAUAAAAGUGGUGCGUUCACUUCAGAAGUACCGUGAAGCUGCGAUGAUUGAAAUUGACGUGCUCCAAAGGCUUGCAAAAGCAGACAGAAGUGGCAUUCGUUGUGUGCAAAUACGGAAUUGGUUUGACUAUCGUAAUCAUAUUUGUAUAGUCUUCGAGAAACUUGGGCCAAGCUUAUAUGACUUUCUUCGGAAAAAUAGUUAUCGCUCAUUCCCCAUUGAUUUAGUCCGGGAACUAGGGAGACAACUUCUGGAGUCUGUUGCAUUUAUGCAUGACUUACGGCUAAUUCACACUGAUUUGAAGCCAGAGAACAUCCUUCUUGUCUCCCCUGAAUAUAUUAAAGUUCCUGAUUACAAGAUUUUAUCUCGUUCUCCUAAGGAUGUUCUUUUGUUCAAAAAUGUUCCAAAAUCGAGUGCCAUUAAGUUGAUUGACUUUGGAAGCGCAACAUUUGAACAUCAGGAUCACAAUUAUGUAGUGUCAACUAGGCAUUAUCGCGCACCUGAGGUUAUUCUUGGACUUGGGUGGAACUAUCCCUGUGAUAUGUGGAGUGUAGGUUGCAUAAUUGUUGAGCUUUGUUCGGGGGAGGCACUUUUUCAAACUCAUGAAAACUUGGAGCAUUUAGCUAUGAUGGAGAGGGUAUUAGGACCACUUCCACAGCACAUGGUUGUUAAAGCCGAUCGGAAUGCUGAGAAAUAUUUCAAGCAAAGUCGAGGAUUACGAUUAGACUGGCCUGAAGGGGCAUCGUCAAGGGAAAGCAUUAGAGCAGUUUGGAAAUUGCCUCGCCUUCAGAAUCUAGUCAUGCAGCAUGUUGAUCAUUCUGCUGGUGAUUUGAUUGAUCUUCUGCAAGGACUUCUCCGUUAUGAUCCAACUGAGCGUCUAGGGGCACGAGAAGCCCUCAUGCAGCCAUUCUUUAAUCGAGAAUGGAGAAGAUAUGGCCAUUCUUUGAACUAGAGGCUUUGGCCUUAUUUUUUAAAUCAAGUUUGUACAAAAAUUAUCAAAUGGUUGAGGUUGAAGCUGAGCAGGUGUUGGCUAGGAAUUACUUCUGUACAGGGAAAAGUUGUACUAAGAAUGAAUUUGUCAGGAUUGAAUAAUACAAUUCAAUUGCUCCCUGUUUGCAUUAUGUCAA
Messenger RNA from Zingiber officinale, 1670 nucleotides. RefSeq names its product serine/threonine-protein kinase AFC1-like. The coding region runs from base 185 to 1495 and encodes 436 amino acids. Gene Ontology annotation, molecular function: protein kinase activity; ATP binding. The transcript has 12 exons. Gene Ontology annotation, cellular component: nucleus. The record is from RefSeq and is a predicted model, not a curated record. Lineage: Eukaryota; Viridiplantae; Streptophyta; Magnoliopsida; Zingiberales; Zingiberaceae. Gene Ontology annotation, biological process: protein phosphorylation.